Molecule: messenger RNA, 1580 nt
Organism: Rubroshorea leprosula
Lineage: Eukaryota; Viridiplantae; Streptophyta; Magnoliopsida; Malvales; Dipterocarpaceae
Source: the annotation of a GenBank genome assembly
AAAAUAAACCCUAAGCACAUACCCAUUUCAAUACAUUGUUUCGAUCUAGUUCAUUUUCAUUAAUUCCACCAAUCCUAGUUAAGUCCAUCAUGCCUCUGUCAACCCUUGUCGCCAGAAAACCACUGAAACCCAUUGACAGGCUCAAAAGGUUUGCCAUCCCAACAAAGGCAUUACCCUUGUUCCCACAAUUCAAUGGUCAUCAUUUCGUGUCUGUGGACUUUUGGCAUGGCUCAAAAAGUUGGCCUAUGGUCAUAUCCAUUCGCACGCACGGCUACAAAAAACCUGUAAUCUCUAAGGGUUGGAUACCCUUUGUCCGCGAAAAUCAGUUGGAGGUUGGUGAUGUAGUAAUAAUCUUCAGGGACGAAGACAAAGCCGGAAUCUGGUAUCGGAUUGAGAUCGAGAGAGGGAGCAGGCCACUUCCUACUCUGUAUCGUGACCUUGAAGAGCAGCAGGUGCCAAUAUUUCCCCGCAGUAAUAUCAAUGAGGGAACUGCAAACAGUAAUGUCAAUCUAGAGGUCGUUGCAGCCAACAUCCUUGCCAUCAAACAAGAGACGCAACUGGCCCCUGCAAAUGUUCCGCCAAUUGCUCAGAGGGCUGAAGAGCUCAGUCUGAAGCCAGAUAACGUGAAUUUAAGGUUGAUAGUCGACAAGGGUUCGCAAACACCCAUGUUGGCUGGCUCCAGUGAGGAACCCACAUGGCAUGCCAAGCAAGAUAAUUGGAGUUUGACGUGUCUCUCUAGACGAUUAUUUCGAGAUCGGGAAAUUGAGAGAUAUUCAGAUGCGAGAAUGCCCAUCGUAACUGCUGUGCAGCUUGUCAUAAGGAAUCAGAAUUGUUGUCGUACGUCCGAGGUUGGGCACCUCAGACCUAUCCUUACACUAUUCCCCCCUCGAAGUCAUUCACUUGUGAAUGAUGUGGUAAAGGGAGUAUAUGAUAGCAGAACUGAGGUAAAACAUAUGGCAUUGGGUCAUUAUGGUCGGAGCCGAAGUGAAACGUGUGACGCUGGGUCACGAUGGGCCGGAGGCGAAGUAAAACGUGCCGCUGGGUCACUGUGGGCCGGAGCCGAAGUAAAACAUGUGACAUUAGGUCACUGUGGCCAGAGCCGAACCGAAGUGAAGCAUGUGACACUGGAUUACUGUGACCAGAGCCGAAGUAAAGCAUGUGACACUGAGUCACUAUGGCCGAAGCCGAAGCGAAAAAUAGUGGCCGUAGUCAUGUGGGCCGUAGUCGAGAUGAAUGUAGUGACCGUAGUCGUAGUGGUUGUUAGCGGAAGAGACAAGUAUGACCAGAGUCAUCAGACAAACCCUAGCCCUCAAUUUUUCUUGCUUCCUUUUGCUUUGCCGCCAGCCACUCUCCCAAAAGCUCCCAAAAUCUUUUGAUUUAUCUCUAAAUCCAUUCAAAGUUUGGAUAGAUCACAACAACACAAGAAGAGAUUUUCGGAUUUGAAGUCCUUAUCAAGAGUCGCAGAAGAUUUUUGAAGUCGAUUCAAAUUGGGAGUCCUGAUAUUUUAAAGGUAUGAAUCUAGCCUUAAAAGAGGGAAGAUGUGCAAAGAACUAGAUUAGUUUUAGAAUUUCAAAUUCUAA